Cyprinodon tularosa is the source of this 1271-nucleotide messenger RNA. Its product is annotated as calcium release-activated calcium channel protein 1-like. Bases 192 to 860 code for a protein of 222 amino acids. Lineage: Eukaryota; Metazoa; Chordata; Actinopteri; Cyprinodontiformes; Cyprinodontidae. The transcript has 2 exons. Gene Ontology annotation, molecular function: store-operated calcium channel activity. The record is from RefSeq and is a predicted model, not a curated record. Gene Ontology annotation, cellular component: membrane. Gene Ontology annotation, biological process: store-operated calcium entry.
CAGUCAGCUGUUGGAGAGAAGGUUUUUUUUUUUACUGAUUUUAGGAUCUUUUUCAUAGAAGUUUUAUUUUUUUGUUUCCGUUUGGAGUCAAAGUUCCUCCGCGGACGCGGAACCUGCUGCAGAGCGCCGUCCUGGGAACAUUUGUGUCUCCUAAAGAAAAGUUUUCGGUCUGUCCUGGAACAGCUGUCAGAAUGAGCCUGAACGAGCACUCCAUGCAGGCGCUCUCCUGGAGAAAGUUGUACUUGAGCCGAGCUAAGCUGAAAGCCACCAGCCGCACCUCGGCUCUCCUGUCCGGUUUCGCAAUGGUUGCCAUGGUGGAGGUACAGCUGGAGCAGGAGGAUACGUAUAAGUAUCCCCCAGGGCUGCUGGUCGCCUUCAGCGCCUGCACCACCGUUCUGGUCGCCGUCCAUUUGUUUGCCCUCAUGAUCAGCACCUGCAUCCUCCCCAAUCUGGAGGCUGUCAGUAACGUUCACAACCUCAACUCAGUCAACGAGUCUCCCCAUGAGCGCAUGCACCGCUACAUAGAACUGGCCUGGGCCUUCUCCACAGUCAUCGGCACCCUGCUCUUCCUGACUGAGGUUAUGCUCCUGUGCUGGGUGAAGUUCCUGCCGCUCGAUAGCAACAAAGGGGGAAAAAAUGCCACCAUCAGCUCCGGCAAGGCGGCGGCCAUCGCGUCCACCUGCAUAAUGGUGCCGUUCGGAAUUGUCUUCAUCAUCUUUGCUGUCCACUUCUACCGCACACUUGUUAGCCACAAAACAGACCGGCAGAUCCGAGAGCUGGACCAAGUCAUUCAGCUCCAGAAACUGCUGAAUCACAGGGCUGAGAACGACGAGCUGAAGACUGCCCAAGAUUUUGCCUAACUGUUACCCACUCAUCUAGAGUUCCCUUUUAAAGGCUUCAUUUCUGUGUUGGUAGAAUGUGUCAGAAGUGUUUGAAUGUAGGAGCACCACCCGAGGAACGCUGCAUGUCACGGCUCCGACUUUCGCUAUUUAUUUGCAUGUUUACGAAACUUGCUUUACUUUUAUAUGGCAGGGAAUUGAUAUCAGUCGGCAACAUCCUUGACCUUUGAGUUCAGACCUCAAAAGCACUGCUGUAUUCGGGUGAAUAGUCCACUUUAUUGCUUUAAUAUAAAGACCUCUGCUUUAUUAUUAUUAUUCUAGCAGCCAUUUUGUUUAUUUAUAAGUGACUGUAUCUUCUACUUUGAGUGUCUAAUAGUUGAUGAGGGAAAGCUCAAUGUCGGAUUUUAAUGUGAACAUGUGCUCUUUUGAAUA